UACUAUAAACAAAAUGAACCAAUCCAAACCAAGAUGGCCGCCUUCAUCGAUGAGUUUUGAUUUUACCUACUUUACCAAUCUAUAACGUUCGUUUUUCUGACCUGAUCUCAGAAUUGAAACAAGCUGUUGGAUCUACAUAGAAAGUACACUACCGGAACUACACUCCUGUGUCGUUGUUGUCCUUAUCCCGACCAUGGCCAGCUCUAGCCCGCCACCCGACCCCCAGACGUCGCACCCUCCGCGGAGGAUGCCGACCCCGCGGGCCAGGAAGGUGGAGGACUUCAGUUUCGGCCCGUGGACCAUCACUGCUGUGAAGAGCCACAUCAUGCCGUCAGACGAUAUGGACAAACUGGCCUCCCAGUUAGACAUCCCCCAGUUACCUGAGAUGCUGUUUGGUCAGAACGUGCUGAGAAUAAAACACUCCGCAGGGUUCGGGAUAGAGUUCAACGCCCUGGACCACAUGAAACUGGUGGACAACAAACAUGACCUGAUGAAGGUCGCUGUUUCUGAGGCCUGGAGGCAGGCAAGAUCCGGCAGUGAACACAUCCACGAGGUGAUCAAGCCUUUUGACUGGACCUUCAGCAGUAACUACAAAGGAACUCUACUUCAGGAUAGUGUUCCACUGCAGGUGGAAGAAAGCACAGAGCUGAUAGACAUUGAGAAGCUGAAACAGCGGGAGCGGAUCGUGUACUUUGAGGAGGUGGUUCUGUUCGAGGAUGAGCUGGCUGACAACGGCUGCUCAACACUCAGUGUCAAAAUCCGAGUAAUGCCGACGAGCUUCUUCCUGUUGAUGAGGUUUUUCUUGAGAGUGGACAACGUGAUCAUCAGGGUGCAUGAUACCAGACUUUACCAUGAGGCUGACAAGGAUUACUUCUUGAGGGAGUAUUCAGCAAAAGAGAACAACAUUAAUGAUUUGGUGAAGCGGGGAGUGCCAGCAAGGCUUCUCCAUGAUCCCAACGAGAUCGUGAGCAGACUGGACUCCAAGGAGAUGGUCAUCCACAAACUCAAGUUUCCAGCGGUCCAGACUACAAACCCAGAUGCACAGACAGACUCCCAGGUCCAGACUACAAACACAAACUCCCAGAAAACAGACUGCACAGAUUCUGAUGCAGCAGAGAAAUAACAUGGUCCUGUCCCCAGCUUUCACUUUUUUUUCUGUCUCAAACUAUAGACAGACUCACAGCAAACAUACCUGACAGACUUGUUGUAACUGUAAGUAGAGAAGUGUUAUUAGGCAGUACUGCACUUUGCUUAAAGAUCACUAGAUGUCUCUGCUGCACUGCUUUGUGCACAGAUUUAUCAUCACUAACCAUCAGGCAAUGAUGUUGUUGAAGUUUACGAUUGCGUAACAGGGCUGUCUUCGGGUUUAAACUUUUUUCUGUCCCACUCAUUGUUUUGGAGCCCACGUUGUUGCUUUUGUUGUUGGAUCCGUCAUUUUAAGCUGACGAAAACACCUUUUCAUCAAUUUCCUGUCAUGCACCUCAGAUUUUUUGGACAGAUGGGGUGAAAUUUUUGUCCAUCCCGAUAAGCAGAUUUCCAUUGUGGGAUGGAGGGACAGGUCUUGGAGGCAGCCCUGGUCACUGGGUAUGUGUGAGCUGAGUGGAAAAUCAAAAUCAAUGGCCUGAAAGCAGGGAUUUUUUUUUAGGUUGUAAGUUAUCGUUUCAGUCACUACAUGCCCUAUUUAAAAAUAGACUGACUCUGGGAUAUGAAUUUGAUUUUAACCUUUAUCACCCUGAAGUAGCCAUUUGGCUACCAAUUCUCUAUUGGUUGGUGUGUUACACCGAACGGAGGUUAUACCGGCUAUAUAGAUACAGAUGGUUAAAGAAUUAGUUAGCUGGGAGAUCUGUAUAGAUAUUCAGGUUAUGAUAGAAGUAAAGAUGCCAUAAUGACAUAAUGUAGAAGAAAGUAAAAGUAUUCUCUUUCAAUUCACUUUACUGCACAGCCAGGACUGUGGGGAAAUACAAGGCUAUAGUUUAGAUUUUCGAAUUUCCCAAGAUUCUAACUUAAGAGAUAUAUAUAUAUAAUUCUCUGUAGUACUAUCCAGUAUUUGAUUAUACUGCUGCAGGGUCCUUGACAAAGGGGUAGGCAGUAGUCGGCUAGUCUUCACACACCGCUUCCAGGCAGCUCUGACUUUUUGUCAAUGUGUGUAAAUUUUCAGAAUGUCACAUAUACUUUCAUAUUGCACAUAGGAUGUUGGGUGUUUCUGUGCUUUGAAUAAGUAUGACAGUACUUUUUGUACACAAAAAGCUACAUUCACAUGUUAGCCACCGAAUACCAGUGUUUGAUAUUAGUGUUUUUGUGUGGUUUGCACCAGUUUGUGAAACCAUAGAAUGGUUGUCUUUCUGUAUCAAUAUUUUGGUUUGAACAAGAACUGGUUUUAUGACAAAACAUCAUUGCUGGAUGAGAUUAAAUAAUGUGGACAAAAUGGUGAUGUUUUGUUAUACAUGUCAUAAUGAAGCCUUUAGUGAUGGGGUAAAGCACACUGUUGUAAAAACAGUUGAAUGUCAGCUUCACUUUGUACCCAAAGCUGUACAAUGAAUAGAUUGCAAUCUUUACUAACCUGUGAGCAACAUAUCUCUUUGAAA
Messenger RNA from Branchiostoma floridae (Florida lancelet), 2585 nucleotides. RefSeq names its product TIP41-like protein. The coding region runs from base 194 to 1123 and encodes 309 amino acids. The record is from RefSeq and is a predicted model, not a curated record. Gene Ontology annotation, cellular component: cytosol. The transcript is spliced from 7 exons. Gene Ontology annotation, biological process: TOR signaling. Lineage: Eukaryota; Metazoa; Chordata; Leptocardii; Amphioxiformes; Branchiostomatidae.